CAAUCCUGGACUUACACACCGGCGCCCUUUCGAUGGACACUAAUUUCGUUAAUAUCUAUAAAUUGAUUGAAAGUAAACCACAAAAUGCGGCCAUUUUUACCGAAAAGGAUUUUGAGGUCUACAGAGCGGUGAAAAACAAAAUCCUUCAGACAAUUGCCAUUCAUUUUGGUGUUUCUCCCAAACACUUGUACUUAACUGAUCCGACAUUCUUCUCGCGCCUGACCUCUGCGGCGGCCCAAACCAAACACGACGAGUAUUGGCACAAACAUGUGGACAAACAGACCUAUAAGUCCUUUCAUUACACGUCGUUAUUGUAUUUGUCGACAUUUGGCGAAGACUUCACGGCCGGGCGUUUCAUCUUUGCCGACAAAGAGUUGAACAAAAGUAUAGCAAUUGAACCCAAAUUGGGUCGAGUGUCAGCUUUCACGUCGGGCUCAGAGAACGAGCACUUCGUGGAGCGGGUGUCCACCGGAACCCGAUAUGCCAUUACUGUCUCAUUCACUUGCGAUCCAAAGCACGCCAUCAGUGACCCUAAGAUGGGUCACAAA
Medioppia subpectinata is the source of this 548-nucleotide messenger RNA. Lineage: Eukaryota; Metazoa; Arthropoda; Arachnida; Sarcoptiformes; Oppiidae. The record is from the annotation of a GenBank genome assembly.